GUACAAGAAAGCAUUCUCCACCAUGACGAAGAUGGGACACAUCUCCGUUCUUCUGUUCUUGCUGCUUUCUCUUUGUUCCUUGGUCAUCAGUACGUCAGUAAAGAACCAUGAUUCCGGGUUGUAUAAUAAGAUCACCAAUAUGUAUCCAGGCAAUACAAAGCCUGGAAGUUGCCCACCUCAGAGGUAUUAUAUUAAGAGCGAAAAUGAGAUAUGUCACAAGCUCUGCAUGAGGGACGAUGGCUGCAUAGGGGACAUGAAGUGCUGCCCUGAUAACUGCCACUAUAUGUGCAAACCUCCGUCGAAGGUUAAGCCAGGCACAUGCCCAUCUUUUGAAACUGCUUUUUCUUCUACUGUGAGAUGUAAUGACAACUGCACGUCUGAUUCUGAAUGUCCUGGAACCUUUAAAUGCUGCAAAAAGGCUUGUGGAAAUACUUGUGUGCCUACUCUAGCCGACAUGGGCAAACCAAGCAUGGAGUCCACUCCCACAGCAAGAAGUGGCUUCUGUCCUCAAGAGUCUUUAUCUAAUUGUCUCAUAAAUGAACGGCAAUUCUGCGAUGAGGCAUCAUGCAUCGAUGGCUACAAAUGCUGCCCCAAAAUCUGCAGAUCAGAAUGCCAGAAACCUCUUCAAGCAAGGGCAGGUGAAUGUCCCGAAAGCACACAGUGUCCUUCCCAAACUGUCAGCAAGGCCUGCUCAUCUGACUACGAUUGCCCAGCGUUAUUCAAGUGCUGCUCAACUUGUGGAAACACAUGCGUCAAGGCAUUGAAUGUUCCUUCAUUCCUACAUACUGGCAAUGGUUCAAUAGUCAUCAUUGGAGGAAAAAAAUGAAGAGCGGUACAUUGCAUUGUGCAUAUAGCUGUUUAUUUAUAUACCAGGGUGCAAUCACCAUACAACCUCCAUGUGUUAUGAUAUGACGAUUGCUUGCGUGUUUUCCUCCGGGUCAUGUCCUAUAAUGCUUGUGCCCUCUUUAGCAUUUGCCAUCACUUUGCCUAGUUUUAACAGUUUUUACAUCAUUUCGUUAAACCAUAGGUUGCACCGCAUUAUUUUUUGUUCCUCUACAUUUUGGUUGCUGCUUAUUUUUUAUAUAUGUUUUACUGUAUAUUUUGCAAAAGAAUGAAUAAAUAUUACUACACCAA
Messenger RNA from Bufo bufo (common toad), 1134 nucleotides. Its product is annotated as perlwapin-like. The record is from RefSeq and is a predicted model, not a curated record. Bases 23 to 826 code for a protein of 267 amino acids. Gene Ontology annotation, cellular component: extracellular region. Gene Ontology annotation, biological process: innate immune response; antibacterial humoral response. Lineage: Eukaryota; Metazoa; Chordata; Amphibia; Anura; Bufonidae. The transcript is spliced from 6 exons. Gene Ontology annotation, molecular function: peptidase inhibitor activity.